Molecule: messenger RNA, 1918 nt
Organism: Punica granatum (pomegranate)
Lineage: Eukaryota; Viridiplantae; Streptophyta; Magnoliopsida; Myrtales; Lythraceae
Source: RefSeq, a predicted model, not a curated record
CAAUAUGUCAUGUCACGAGAUAAAACCGAAUAUGCCUUCACAAUGUUUUCAUGAUUCCUCUUCGUCUCUGAGCUUGCGCUGAGAGGCCUUCCCAAAGCUUAGCGAGCUCAUCUUCAUCAAAAUCUUCCCUUCUUCCGUCCUCUUCUUCUCGAAGGUAGAUGUGUUUGCUGUCAGUUAGAAGAAACCGAGGUUAACAUGGCUUCCCUAGUUUCGAUCUCGGGUCCUUCCUCUGUGAAGAUUUCCUCUAUCACUGGUGAAUCUUCCACCUACACACCCUCCCGAACUUUGACCACUCUGCCAUGUCCACGCAGUCUACAAACUUCAAGAUCUCAGCACAAGGGUCUCAGUCUUGUCUGGCAACCCGAGAAGCGUCAUACAUUCUCCACUGUACGGGCAUCAGCCCUUCCUGUUAGCCAAGAGGCUCCCACUCAAGCUGCUUCUGGGUCAACUUCGACCUCCGAUGGGGCAUCUAAGAAAACCAGAGUUAUGGUAAUAGGUGGGGACGGCUACUGUGGGUGGGCCACAGCUCUCCAUCUUUCUAAGAAAGGAUAUGAGGUUGCAAUCGUAGAUAACCUCAUCCGCCGCCUCUUUGACCACCAGUUGGGUCUCGACUCUCUGACUCCUAUCUCCUCUAUCCACAAUCGGUUGCGCCGGUGGAAGUCCCUGACAGGCAAGACAAUCGACCUCUUCAUUGGAGACAUCUGCGACUUCGAGUUUCUGGCGGAAACCUUCAAAUCAUUUGAGCCCAAUGCAGUGGUCCAUUUCGGCGAGCAACGGUCUGCCCCUUACUCCAUGAUUGACCGGUCGAGGGCGGUCUUCACACAGCAUAACAAUGUCAUUGGCACCCUUAACGUCCUCUUUGCAAUCAAGGAGUUCCAGGAGGAAUGCCACCUUGUGAAGCUUGGGACGAUGGGAGAGUAUGGGACCCCCAACAUUGAUAUAGAGGAGGGUUAUAUAACCAUCACCCAUAAUGGAAGGACUGACACUCUGCCGUACCCUAAGCAGGCGAGCUCCUUCUACCACUUGAGCAAGGUUCACGACUCGAACAAUAUUGCCUUCACUUGCAAGGCAUGGGGUAUCAGGGCAACGGAUUUGAAUCAGGGGGUGGUUUAUGGGAUGAGAACUGACGAGACCGAGAUGCACGAGGAGCUGUGCAACCGGUUCGACUACGAUGGGGUAUUUGGGACAGCAUUGAACCGGUUUUGUGUUCAAGCUGCUGUCGGACAUCCACUGACUGUCUAUGGCAAAGGUGGUCAGACCAGGGGGUACCUUGACAUAAGAGACACAGUCCAGUGCGUGGAGCUCGCCAUCGCGAACCCUGCAAACCCCAGUGAAUUCCGGGUCUUCAACCAAUUCACCGAGCAGUUCUCAGUCAACGAGCUCGCAGCCCUUGUGACAAAGGCUGGGAUGAAGCUUGGCCUCGAUGUCAAGACUAUUAGCGUCCCGAACCCGAGGGUUGAAGCAGAGGAACAUUAUUACAAUGCCAAGCACACUAAGCUCAUCGAGCUUGGGCUUAAGCCUCACCUCCUAUCAGACUCCCUCCUCGAUUCCAUCCUCAACUUUGCAAUUAAGUACAAGGACCGGGUCGACCAGAGACAGAUCAUGCCCAGCGUCUCGUGGAAGAAGAUUGGGGUCAAACCGAAAACCGUCACAGUGUAAUCAAACUGAGCGAUGCAAAGCCUUAGUAUCUCUCUUUACAUUUUCAGAUGUGGUACGUGACUUUAUGGUCGUUCAUGUUGUAUCCUCAUGUAAGAUAGAGAUGCAUCUAGUAGAAGGGAAUUUUCGUAGUUAGUAAUGACUGCGUUCUCUGGGACAUCUUCAUUAUCAGUGCUUUGAUGUACUUGUGUAAUAGCACAUGUGUGCAACCUGAGUAAUUCAAUUUGAGUUCGGUCAGCCUACCAAGGGAAAGCUUUUUCAA